UCCAGUGUGUUGUUUCGUGGUUCAUAAACGCUGUCAUGAGUUCGUCACCUUCUCCUGUCCGGGGGCCGACAAGAACGCAUCAGACGACCCGAGGAGUAAACACAAGUUUAAGGUCCAUACCUACUCCAGCCCUACGUUCUGUGACCACUGUGGAUCCCUACUUUACGGGUUGAUACACCAGGGCAUGAGAUGUGACCAUUGUAUGAUGAACAUCCAUAAUCGGUGUGUGUCCAACGUUCCCAGUCUGUGUGGAACAGACCACACUGAGAGGAGAGGACGCAUCCAGAUCACCGCAGAUAUCAAGGACAACAAACUCACCGUCUACAUCCAGGAGGCUUGUAACCUGGUCCCCAUGGACCCUAACGGUCUGUCUGACCCCUACGUGAAGCUCAAACUCAUCCCCGACCCCAAGAGUGACACCAAGCAGAAGACCAAGACCAUCAAGUGUAACCUGAACCCCACCUGGAAUGAGACCUUCACAUUUCCUCUGAAGGACUCUGAUAAGGACCGGCGUCUGUCGGUGGAGAUCUGGGACUGGGAUCUGACCAGCAGGAACGACUUCAUGGGAGCGCUCUCAUUCGGCAUCUCAGAGCUCCAGAAACAAGGAGUGGACGGAUG
This is a messenger RNA of Salvelinus namaycush (lake trout), 618 nucleotides long. Its product is annotated as protein kinase C beta type-like. The annotation marks the transcript as partial. Lineage: Eukaryota; Metazoa; Chordata; Actinopteri; Salmoniformes; Salmonidae. The record is from RefSeq and is a predicted model, not a curated record. The transcript has 5 exons.